GGAAGCGGCGACUGCUGUUGGGGAGGUUGGCGGCGUGCGGAUGCAGGUGGCGCGGCACGUCGUGUGCGCCCUGUCCGGCGGGGUGGACAGCGCCGUGGCCGCCCUGCUGCUGAGGCGGAGAGGUUACCAGGUGACGGGGGUGUUCAUGAAGAACUGGGACUCGCUAGAUGAACACGGGGUUUGCACUGCCGACAGAGACUGUGAAGAUGCUUACAGAGUUUGCCAGAUCCUAGACAUCCCGUUCCAUCAAGUGUCCUACGUGAAGGAGUAUUGGAAUGACGUGUUCAGUGAUUUUUUAAGUGAAUACGAGAAAGGAAGGACUCCCAAUCCUGACAUAGUUUGCAACAAGCAUAUCAAAUUCAGCUGUUUUUUCCAUUAUGCUGUGGAUAAUCUCGGAGCAGACGCGGUCGCCACAGGUCACUAUGCCAGAACCUCACUGGAAGAUGAAGAAGUCUUUCAGCAGAAGCACAUUAAGAGGCCAGAAGGGCUUUUCAGAAAUCGAUUUGAAGUUAGAAAUGCGGUAAAGCUUCUGCAAGCAGCUGACAGCUUUAAAGACCAGACCUUCUUUCUCAGCCAGGUUUCCCAAGAUGCCCUGAGGAGAACCCUCUUCCCUCUGGGGGGAUUAACGAAAGAUUUUGUCAAGAAAAUAGCUGCAGAGAAUAGACUUCAUCAUGUGCUUCAGAAGAAAGAGAGCAUGGGCAUCUGCUUCGUCGGUAAAAGAAAUUUUGAAAAUUUCAUCCUUCAGUAUCUGCAGCCUCGGCCUGGUAAAUUUAUUUCCAUAGAAGACAAUAGAGUUCUGGGAACACAUAAAGGUUGGUUCCUGUAUACUUUGGGCCAGAGAGCCAGGAUAGGCGGCUUACGCGAGCCCUGGUAUGUGGUGGACAAGGACGGCACCAAGGGUGACGUGUUUGUGGCCCCCCGGACAGACCACCCGGCUCUGUACCGGGACCUGCUGCGGACCAGCCGCGUGCACUGGAUCGCAGAGGAGCCGCCCGCCGCCCUGGUCCGCGACAAGAUGAUGGAGUGCCACUUCCGGUUCCGCCACCAGAUGGCGCUAGUGCCGUGCGUGCUGACCCUCAAUCAAGACGGCACCGUGUGGGUGACGGCCGUGAAGGCCGUGCGGGCCCUCGCCCCGGGACAGUUUGCCGUCUUCUACAAAGGGGAUGAGUGUCUGGGCAGCGGGAAAAUCCUGCGCUUGGGGCCGUCUGCCUACAUACUCCAGAAGGGCAAGAGCAAGUCCAGGGUGUCCACCGAGGGCCCCAGCGAUGGCCCGGGCAGCGGCCCAGGGUUGGGUCCCACGCUCUGAAGGAGGCGCGGCUGCUGGCAAGCGCCGGGCGCGGACACGGAGGAACAGAGCCUGGGGUGGGGCAGCGAGGGGGAGCUUGGUGGGAUGUGCGGCCCCAGUUCCCUCCAGGCUGGCCGAGCUUCCAGAAAGCCGCCAGAGCCAAGGAGAGCCCCGGAGAGGCCAGCCCUGGCUUCUCCAAGUCGGCGCUCUAGCCAGAAAGACUUGCUGGCUAGUGGGUGUGUCCCAAGUGCCCCAUUUCUAGAGUGGCUCUUUCAUGCUCCCUGGAAAGUUUCCCACCUGCAGGCACGCAGGGGACCUGGCCGAGGAGGCUGCGGGGACAGCAGCAGUCAAUAAAACAUCUGUCUGGGACACGGAUUCUGACGGGGGUCUCCUGGGGGGUGGAAGCCGCAGGUGCAGAGAGGCAGGCGGACAGUUCAGAGGCAGGAGGAGGGUUGGAGGCCUCGCUCCCCGCUCCCACCUCCCCGCUCCCACCGUGCCCUCCCUCCCCUGUGGCGGGGGGGUGGGGGUGGACUUGAGCCAAGCCCCACCUGCACGGGCGCCCUCGGGUGUGUGAGGGCCUGAGGCCCAGAGGCCCCCCUCCCCCUGCAGAAUGCUCGGUGCCCUGGCUGCCUCCCAGGGAAGGCCUGAGGGGCCUGCGUCCCAGGGAGGAGGGCUUGGCCGCAGCCAGCGCGUGCCUGUGUGUCUCCGUCCGUCUGGGCUGCUGGCACCGGCCAUCUCGGGCGGGGCCGCUCACAAACGACACGUUUGCUCCUCGCGGUUGCAGAGACCGGAAGUCCGAGGUCAGGGUGCCAGCGGGGUCGGCCGAGCCUCCCCUGAAGGUUCACAGCCGACCGCUCGCUGUGUCCUCACGCGGCCAAAGGGUGAGGGGUCUUUCUGGGGCUUCUUACAGGAACACUAACCCCGUUCGCCAGGAAUCCACCCUCGUGACCUAAGUGCCUUCCGAAGGCCUCAUCUCUUAAUACUGUUGCGUUGGGGAUUCAGGGUUUCGACAUUCCGGUUUUGGCGGGGGCACACUCAACUCAGCCCGUAGCAUAGGUGUGCGUGCGUGCGUGCGUGUAUUUUGUGGCACAGGCCGGGCCGAGAACUGCUUGGCAAGUGACGAUAAAAACUUCAGAGCCAGCUGUGCUGAGUGGGCGACAGACACGCGUUGGCCCCGGGGCAUUUUCAUCACCGCAGAGUCCUGGAGAGCCCCUCGCCUGCUGCCUGUGCAGUAAGGGCUCCUUUGGGCAACAGCCCCAGGCCUUGGGAGUGGGAAGUAUGGAGACGCUCUGCCUCGGGGUGUGGGGGAGUUGUCAGGUGGGUCAGGCAGGAGAUCGGCCUUUCCUAGGGACGCCCGGCCGUGUCUGGGCCCCACUGCCUCCAGCUUGCCUGCCCUGAAGGUAGGGCCUGGGCAGGGCAGCACCCCCUCCAGGCUUCCUGGUGCUUUGCCCCAAGGGCUCAGCCCCCUGCUCUGCUAAGGACAGAGAGCCUGGGCUCCCUUCUCUCACUGGCCUCAGACCCAGCACAUUCUUGGUGCUUUGAGCUUCUGUGGGGGCCAGAAGUGUGGUUCCCUGUCUUCUAUGGACAGAAGGUUCUAGACUAGAGGUAGCAUAGCCCUCCAGGCAUGGUGCUGCAGAAGCACCCGGGAAGGUUGUCACGUGGCCCCGCCCUUCAGGGCCUGUAGUGGGGACAGGACCAGUCCUGGGUCUGGGUCCCAGGGGUGUGAACCCCCUCCCCCUGAGGCAGAUCACGGGCCCCAGAGGACUACCGUGAGAAGUGGGCUUCCUUCUGAACGGGAGGGAGGCCUGGGUGGUUUUGAGCAGAAAAUCCCUCUGGUCUCUGAGGUAUGGGUGGGAGCGAAUAGACCAGGUGGGCUGUGGGCCUGGAGAAGGAGGCAGGCCGUUGGAUUUAGGAAGUCAGGCGUAGCAGGUCAGGAGGGGGGGUGGACGACUGAGACCUGCGUCUGGACGGGGUCCCGCUGCCCUCGGUUCUCCGUGUGCGUCAGGACGGCUGUGCUUCAGAGCAGAGGGGCCGCCGUCCCGUGUAGCCGGGAAGGGAGGCCUGGGCCAGGCACCCCGCUCGGCGCCUGCCUCAGCCUUGGUGUGGGGGCUGCAGCCUGCAGGGAGGCCAGCCUCUGGCCUGACCCCAUGUCCCUGCCAGCCUGGGCAAAGGGCACGGAGUGCACUGGGCCCUGUGGCUGGCUUAGCGUGACGCAGUGUUGGGGGGCUUUAAGACCAGGCCGCUGAGCGGGGCUGGGAGCGAGGUGCCAGCCCCUUUUCCCAGAGGCAGGACCAGAGUGGUCCCCCCUCGGUGAUGGUCGGGGUGCUGGGGCUGUGCCCGGAGUUUUCCCUCCACACCACCUGAUGAGGGAAGCGGUGCCGUCCAAAGAGCUGAAACCCCACUGUCCCGCCUCCUCAGACCUGCCCCCGCCUGAGUCUGCCCUCUCCCCACCCUUAGCUCCGGGCCCAUCCCCCAGGUUCCCCCCACAGCAGGAGGCUCCCGAGGCUGAAAGAGGGGAGUGGGCCUGCCCCGGGGUGUCUGGGACCCAUCCCGUGAUCCAGGUAAAGGAGUGCGUCCCGAGAGGUGGGGCUUCGGCCUCGGCCAGAAGGCGGACCACCGCUGGGUGUGCGGUGGCGGGGAGGCCGGAACCGGAACCCCACCCUUGUUCUGCCUGCUCAGGGGACAGCACGGAGCCUGCCUGGGCCCCCGGGUCCCCUGAUUCACUGCCCUGCUGGCUGGGCCUCUUGCCCAUGAACCCAGCUGUAAGCUGUGGCCGCUCUGAGAAGGCCCCACCGGCCCACCCUGCUCUGUGCAAGGCGACCCUCGGAAAUGGCAGGAGGGAGGAAGCGCCCUGGGCACAGGCCGCAGGGAGGCGCUGCCUGUCUCAUCAGCCCGGGGCCAGAUCUGCAGCCUGCCGGCCGCCGGUGGAAGAAAGUGGGGGACGGGCGCAAACCCGCCGCUGCCGCUCGGGCCACCCAGGCCUCACCUGAGGCGCAUGGCAGCCUUCCAGCUGGCAGUGCUUUCCUCCCCCUGCUGGGCCCUGCCCGCCCUCCCUGUGCCCUUGAGGCCACCGGCCCUCUGUGGAAGGCCACUUGGUGUCGCCUCAGAGAUUCAGCGGCAGCUGUCGGCCAGGGGGCGCCAUCGGGCCAAGCUCCUGAGCUGGGACUCUGGCCCCUCCUACUGCCCUGUCCGCGCACCUGGGGGCCAGCAGGCUCUAGGGCUGUACCCCCCAGGUGACCUUCAGAAGACCCUGGCAGACCAGAGGGGUGGGGGCUGAGAAGUAGGACACGUGUUCCCCCCUGUGCCUCUUUGCCAAGUGGGCACUUCACUGCCAGGCCCUGUCACCCCCACCACGUGCACGGAUCCUGAGGGAAAGGCCCCGGGCUGGUGCCUUUGCACACGGUGAGAGCUAGAUUUAAAGAUGUCAGGAAACCCCAAGUAGGGCCAGCUCGUCCAGAGUUCUGUCAGGAGAAUGGACAGAAAGUUCUAGUACAGCCUCCCCCCCCCCCCCCACCCCAUUCCCCCAUUCCCCCGGCUUGUCCUCGGCUUCCUGUCCAAGGUCCCUUCCACAGCCGCGUCAGGAAGGGGGGCAGGGCAGUGGGGACGGGGGAGAUGAGCACGGCAGAAGCACAUGUUCAAAAAUCUUAAUUUAUUGCAG
Molecule: messenger RNA, 4943 nt
Organism: Prionailurus viverrinus (fishing cat)
Lineage: Eukaryota; Metazoa; Chordata; Mammalia; Carnivora; Felidae
Gene: TRMU
Product: tRNA mitochondrial 2-thiouridylase
Exons: 11
Coding region: 41-1306 (421 amino acids)
Biological process (GO): tRNA wobble position uridine thiolation
Cellular component (GO): mitochondrion
Molecular function (GO): sulfurtransferase activity
Source: RefSeq, a predicted model, not a curated record